UAGGCGGGAUUCUUCAGAGGCUGCUCCCUUAUAGUCCGGUUGUACUAUGACGGCGCCUGCGCAACAUCAGUGAGAGGCCGGAGCCGCAGCCGCCGCCGGCCUCCAUGAGCUGAGGAGCCGCUGCCUGGGCCGCUCGGCGCGAAGGAAGGAGCCGGGCGCGGGGCCGCCCUGGGCCCGGCGGCGAAGGGCAGGAGGCCGGGCCGGCACCCGGGCGGGCGGAUGGUCCGGAGCUGACGCUUCCCGGGUCUCCCUGAGGCGGGCUGGCGGCCUCUCUGCUGGGCUUGGCGGGGGAUCGGCUCGCCCCGGCCCUGCUGGGACCCCGCCCCGGCCGCUGGGGCGGGAUAGGCCCGCAGGCCUCCCCCGGUAGCCCGUCUCCCGGGCGGUGAGUCUCGUGUUCCCCCGGCCGAGCGCCUCGCCUCGCCCCGCCUCCCGGCCCGGCGCUUCCGCCCGGCGGCCUCCCGCAGCACGUGGGUCAGCGGCCUCCGGGUUCGGCUCUGCCCCGCCCCGAGGGGGCCCCGUGGAUGCCGCCGAGAUGGGCAAGGUGCUGUCCAAGAUCUUCGGCAACAAGGAGAUGCGGAUCCUGAUGCUGGGGCUGGACGCGGCCGGUAAAACCACCAUCCUGUACAAACUGAAGCUGGGCCAGUCCGUCACCACCAUCCCCACCGUGGGCUUCAACGUGGAGACGGUGACUUACAAAAACGUCAAGUUCAACGUGUGGGAUGUCGGGGGCCAGGACAAGAUCCGCCCCCUGUGGCGGCACUACUACACGGGCACGCAGGGGUUAAUCUUCGUGGUGGAUUGCGCCGACCGCGACCGCAUCGACGAGGCCCGCCAGGAGCUGCACCGCAUCAUCAACGACCGGGAGAUGCGGGACGCCAUCAUCCUGAUCUUCGCCAACAAGCAGGACCUGCCCGAUGCUAUGAAACCCCAUGAAAUCCAGGAGAAACUGGGCCUCACCCGAAUCAGGGAUAGGAAUUGGUACGUGCAGCCCUCCUGUGCUACCACAGGGGAUGGACUCUAUGAAGGGCUGACAUGGUUAACGUCCAAUUAUAAAUCCUAAUGAUAACAAUAACUACUUAGUCUGCAGAAAAUUAAAAAAAAAAAAAUAGUCCGCCUGGUUUCCUAGAAGAAUGAUUCUCUAUCGAAAAAGUAAAACCAAGCAUCCAUAGGAUUAUGAUCACUUCUUCUCCAGUUACCACCCUUUCCUUCUACACGCUGACUGGAUUCCUGUUUUAACUCUUCUUGCUUGGCGUUAGGAUGCUGUAACCUCCAAAUGUGACACGAACACAAGCACUAGAUGCUAUGGCAGACUUCCAGCAAACGGGGAAAGACACACUGUAGAUUUGCUAAGUAAUUUUUUUCCUCUCUUGAUUAGCCCUUAUUAUGGUUUGAUUCCUUUUUUUUGCUGGGGGGAAGGGGUAACCAUUUUCAAUGUAUGCUUUCUGGUUCUACUUUUUUGAAAUUUUUUUCUUUAUCACUUGCUGUAGUUUGCUUCUUUUUGCAUUCAUGCAGAAUAUGUUGCUAGGUCUGUUUCAUCAGUAAACUGAAAAUUAUUGCUUAAAAUCAAACUGCAGUCUGUCUUUUUAUAUUGAGGACUUCUUUUUAAAAAGUCCUUAAUCUGUAACUAAAUAGUAACUUUAAAUCUGUCUUUUCAUAUCUAAGACUAACAUGGUAAAUAAAACCUUGCCUACAGUGGUAGAUAGUGAGAAUACCAUUGUAAUAUGUUCAAAGUACAUAUCUGAGGUAAUGCAAGAACUGCAUUGAAAUGUCAGCUGUGAAGUUCUGAACCAUACAUCAUGCAUGAGUAGAGAUGCAAAUAAGUUCCCCAUAUUACAUAGCAACCAUAUAACGAAUAAAAUGUGAAUGAUGUAAUAGUUUCAAGUUAUACUCUAAUCACAGUUCCUAUGUCUUGCAUUGCAAAGUUAAUGAUGUUUAGCUGCAGUCCUAACUAGUUAUGUAUCAGUCUCCUCAUGGUGCGGGAUAUCUUCUUUCCAGAAAGUGUAGCAGUAAUGUGUAAGCAUUACUGUUCAUUUUACUUUAAAUAACUUACCAUUAGGCAAAAAUCAAGUCAUGUCUUGCCUCUCUUACAAUAUAGGGAAGAUGUAUUUGUUAAUCUUGAGAUUUUUGGAGACAUUUCCUCUUCCAAAGUUUGAAAAUCUCAUGUUUUCUGAAAAGCAUGCAUCUUUAUCAGCUGCAAACUCCCCCCAUUUGUUUCCAUAUCAUAAUCAUUUGAAUAAGCAAGCUCAGUUCUAAACUUUAACAGAAAUUAACCAUUUUAACAUUUGAGUAACUGGCGUUUGAAGAAGUCAUUUAUAUCACAACUUAGUUUUUGCAAGACCACAAUCUAACUCAUGAAAGUAGUUCUAAAUAUUUUUGUCCCUCUGUUUCAGUAACGUUACUAUAAUUCUUUAUGAAAGGAACUGUGUUGAAUGUCUGAAUUUAAAUCCAUUGAGUAAUUAGUAAUGAGGGUGGGGUGCAGAGAGUGAGCAUAUGACUAUGAAUGUAAACUUCCAUAUAUAGGUUUUUUUUUGUUUUUUUUUUUUUUAAGGGCAAGCAGCUCACUUGCCAUAAGUUUUCAGAUGUCUCUGACUGGCAAGUUAUGGCAAAAACAAACCAACCAAACCCACCCAGAUUGAGAGUUCAAAUCAGUGUAUCGUUUCAAUCAAGUAUUAAUACUGGGUGCAAAAAAGUAAAGCAGCUGGGUUUUAUUCAGCCUUAAGGAUUAAUUUUAGAUUUCCUCAAGGAGUUAAACUCAACUGGGGAAUUCUAGGAAUGUAACUUUACAAAACUAGAAGAGGGGGAAAAAAAAUUUUUUUUUUUUGAGGGUGUAAGUUUUACAUUAGAUUGGGGCAUUACACUACAUUUCUGCAGUGUUGACUCUGUAUGUUAAGUACAGUGUAUUAUGGAGCUCUUACCAAAGAUCUAUGGGGAGAUAAAAAUAUUGAAGUUUAUUUCCUAAAAAUUUAAUACUUAGGACCCCUUGAAGAAAAAUGCUUAGUUUAGAAUAUGGUUCCAAAAGGGGGACACUCUUAAUGUGGGUUGCAAUGGCAGUGAAAGGAUUCUGGACGAUAUUAGAAAAUAUAGCAAUGAUUCAGAAACACUUUUGUAAAAGGAAAAAGUUCAUUAGAAAAGCAAGGCAAGUUCAAUUACUUUAAGUCAUAAUUCUGAAGGGGAAACUAGAUGUCUUCAUUUUAGAAGUCCUUUUAUGUCCUUCUUGAAUUGUUGCUCCAUUUUCUAGUUUUUAUAAAUUCAAGAAAUUCUUCAUUUCAGUUAAUGUAAUUGGUCAAAUAGUCUGGUAGUGUAAAGGCGUAUAAACCAAACACCAGAGUACAAUUGUUUUCUUCUGGAACAAAAAUUUUAAAAAGCCAAGCACAAGGUAAAUGCCUAAACUGGAAGACUUGAAGCUCUAUUAAUAGUUUUCAAACUUUCUUAAACAUAUCUCAAUCAAAAUGAAAAGUUGGAUUUUCACUUUCAGUCUAAAGUGUUUACUGUAUUCUUUCUCUUCAAACACUGUUUGGGGCAGGUUUAAAUUUCACUAGGUUUUUACAUUAAAUUGAAUUCACAAUUUUGUAUUUCUUUGGUAAUUUUGUUACUUUAGAUAUUCUGUUGUGUAGGUAAAAUGAUAAAUUUAAUUAUACUCUUGAAUUUUUAAAUGUUUUAUUCCGGGGGGGGGGAAAGACUCUAAAGUUACUGAAACUUGUGUGGCAGAUGAUUCAAAAAUAAAUGACCUUUGCUACUGAACAAAAUAUAAAGGCUUCAUUUUCAAAAUGUCUUUAUGAAGGAAGCGGGGGGAGGGGGAACAAUGCAAGUAACUGCAACCUGCAGGGUAAAGUGGCAAUUUUUUUAAUCAGAAUUCUUACAAUCUGAAUUUUAAGUGCAUCAACUUCUGUGUUCAUACGAAUUCACGAAGUAAACUGGAGUACCUUUUUCUUUUUUUUUGGGUGGCAUUGUUCUUGUCUGGUAAGUGAAUGAGUCUGUAGAUUUUCAUCUCCCUACUACAGUAAACAGGAAUUUUAUGUUCUCAAUAUGGUUGUAGUGUUGGUAAAGAAUUAAUAAGCAGAAAAUAAAGCAAUUAUACAGUGCAGCUCUCCUGGUAUGUUACUUAUAUUUGAAUAUGGUAAAAAUAGAAAGGGUCUAUAUAAUACACUGGAGUAGUGCCUUCUGCUUACAUAGAGGUGUAGGUUCUGUUUAACCUGGUCUUGAAAGAUUGUAAUGCUAUUAGUUUCUCUUUUGAGGAAUCUUUAAGUCACAUAAUUAAAAUUGAAAAGUUGGAAAGAGGAGACAAACUUCUUUUAAAAAUACUCCCACUUCCGACUACAGCCUCUUUUAUUUCAGUAAACUUAAUGUUUAAUAUUAUGCUUUGUAAAAUACUUCAAUACAAGAUCUCUGCCCUAAGGAACUUACAUUGUCACUUGGACAAAUAUAAUGCACAGAACAAUUUACCUGCCAGAAAACAUAGAGGUGCUGAUGAUGAGGUCGUCAGUCCUGGAAAGUUUCAUGAAGAAAAUGGCCUUGAAGGAAUAGAGGGAAGGGAAGGUGCUUUUGCGAUUAAGGGGUAAAAUGGAAAUAUUGUUAUAAGAAAUCGAGAGCUGUUAACGACUACAGAGGCAUGCAAGGAGUUACAGCUAGAGAAGUAAAGGAGUGAAGUGGUGUGGAGCUCCGAGGUUAAGAAUGAAGCAGCUAGUUAAGCAGUAAGGCAAUUAAGGAGUUUGGAAGGGGAGUAGGGAUGAGGCUAGAACAGUAUAUAAAUUGAAGCUGCUAAAGUAAUUUUUCAGAGUGCAGGGUAGAGAUGUGAUGUAACAGAAAAGCUAACCAGACUGUGGAGUCUAGAUGUGGAGUGACAGUCUUGACAUGCUAGAAGAUGGUUGAGUUGACAUUGAGAAGGGAUAGAAGAGAUACUGGCCUUGAAGUGGAUAUGAGAUAUCAAGGAAAAAGGCAACACUGUUUGGUCGCCUUUCGUCACUUAUGCCGAAAGAUCAGGAGUAGACAGGUGACUUGGGAGACAUUCAUAUUGUCCCACUGCCUUAAGCUAAUCCUAAAAAUCAAUUUUCAAGUGCUCAGGUGUAUCCAGGUGGUGUUAGUGUUGUGGUCCUACAGUGGUUGCAAUAUUUUAAAAAAAGAAUUACCCUUCAGUAUCUAGCUCAAGGGUUCUCACAACAGAUUUUUGGUGGCCGCAGAGUGCGACCACCAACUCUUGCUGGUGGCCACGCUGACUUUUUCCUAAAAUACUUAAUUAACUUUAGGAAAAAUAAAUAUGCAUAUAUACAUGUCCAAAUCAUUGUAAUUUAUUUAUGUAGGGAUUUUUUCAGACUCAGUAAUAAAAAUAAUGUACUGUG
This is a messenger RNA of Malaclemys terrapin pileata, 5336 nucleotides long. RefSeq names its product ADP ribosylation factor 6 (gene ARF6). Bases 533 to 1060 code for a protein of 175 amino acids. Gene Ontology annotation, molecular function: GTPase activity; GTP binding. The transcript has 2 exons. The record is from RefSeq and is a predicted model, not a curated record. Gene Ontology annotation, cellular component: cytoplasm. NCBI's taxonomy places the organism in Eukaryota, Metazoa, Chordata, Testudines, Emydidae. Gene Ontology annotation, biological process: intracellular protein transport; vesicle-mediated transport.